AUUAAGUCAACAAGAGUCGAUACGAAAAAUUUCGGUGCGGUUUGAAAUACGCGGUAGUUUGUUUAAUUGUUACAGAUUUAUAGGGGUUAGAUUUCUGAAAAAUACGCUAAUGAAAACAAGAGUAUCGAUGGUCGACGAACAUCGUGUAAUGUCAAAUUGAUAUCAUGGGAGGCACUACGCGAGUCGUAAGCCCACAACGUGUCAACAUUUAUCCGCGAUAUGCGUCGUUCUUAAUGCACAUUUAAUCGAGAGAACGUAUUGUAUUCGUUGCAUAGUGUAUUCUGUGUACAUCGAACAAGCAGACUCGUUGACAUUCGUUCCGUUGUCAAAAGAUACGAUCUCCUUGCUUAUGCUGCACGUCGUCGUGCAGGUGAUGCGGCCUACUGUCAAUGGUACGGCUCGAUCGUCGCAUACGCAUUCACAUCGGUAUCCGGUAAAUGUGACCGUACCCACACUCAUGUGAAUACUGCUAUCAUAAGAACCACGGCUACGGUGUUGUGCGGCUCAGACAGGCUCAGAUUGUGCUUUGCUGUGGGCCAGACACCGUCACGAAGUCGAACCGGUGACAUUCAGACUGCCUUUCGCCUCUCGCGUAUUCUACUACGUACCAACUGUAUUUACGUGGCGGGUAUUCAACAUUAAGACAAUAUGUGCGGAAUUUUCGCAUAUCUGAACUAUCUGACACCGAAGACUAGAAAGGAGAUCUUGGAGCUGUUGGUCGGCGGCCUGAAGAGGCUCGAGUAUCGAGGAUAUGAUUCAGCAGGAGUCGCCCUUGAUAUCGCCGAUGGCAAGGAUAUCGCGAUUAUCAAGAAGCAGGGAAAAGUCAAGGCGCUCGAGGAGGAAAUCUUUAGCCGUUUUAACAUCGAUUUCGAGUCGAAGACGAACAGCCACGUGGGAAUCGCGCACACGCGUUGGGCGACCCAUGGUGUUCCAUCGGAGGUGAACUCGCAUCCUCAGAGGUCCGAUAGCGAGCACUCGUUCGUCGUCGUUCACAAUGGUAUCGUGACCAAUUACAAGGAGCUGAAGACGCUGCUCCAACAGAGGGGCUACGUCUUUGAAAGCGACACCGACACGGAAGUCAUUGCGAAACUCAUUCACCAUCUCUGGGUACAGCAUCCGGCUUACUCGUUCCGCGAACUCGUCGAGCAAGUUGUACAGCAAUUGGAAGGUGCGUCCGCCCUCUGUUUCAAGAGCAAGCACUUCCCAGGCGAGUGCGUGGCCACGAGGAGAGGCUCGCCUUUGUUGGUCGGCAUCAAAACAAAAACGAGACUGGCCACCGAUCACGUGCCAAUCCUUUACGGUAAAGAUGAACAUCCACUCGUAGACAAAGAAGGCGAAGCGCCGACAAAAGAUCAUCGUCCUCAUGGCCGGAAUCCGGAACUUCCGGUGAUUCCUCGCAGCGAGAGCACCUCCGAGUUUCAACCACUGGAAGACAAAGAGGUGGAGUACUUCUUCGCGUCCGACGCCAGCUCCGUGAUCGAGCACACGAACCGUGUGAUAUUCCUGGAGGACGACGAUGUAGCGGCGGUGAAAGAGGGUGCGCUCAGCAUCCACCGUCUACGGCGUUGCAUGGACGAUCCCCAUGCGAGAGAGAUCACCACGCUGAAGUUCGAGAUCCAGCAGAUCAUGAAGGGCAACUACGAGUACUUCAUGCAGAAAGAAAUCUUCGAGCAAUCGGAAUCGGUGGUGAACACGAUGAGAGGUCGCCUGAACUUCAGGGACAACUCGGUCACGCUGGGAGGUAUCAAGGACUACAUUCCCGAGAUCAAAAGGUGUAGACGUCUGAUGCUCAUCGGCUGUGGAACUAGCUACCAUUCCGCAGUUGCUACCAGACAGCUACUGGAGGAGCUGACAGAGUUACCAGUCAUGGUGGAGUUGGCUUCCGAUUUCCUAGACAGAAACACUCCUGUGUUCAGGGACGAUGUUUGCUUUUUCAUCUCUCAGUCAGGUGAAACAGCAGACACCCUGAUGGCUUUGCGGUACUGCAAAGGACGCGGGGCGUUGAUCGUCGGGAUUACCAACACCGUAGGCAGCAGCAUCUGUCGCGAAUCCCAUUGCGGUGUUCACAUAAACGCUGGCCCAGAGAUUGGUGUAGCCAGCACGAAGGCAUAUACCUCUCAGUUCAUCUCGCUCGUGAUGUUUGCUUUGGUAAUGAGCGAGGACAGGAUCUCGCUCGGCGCUAGACGUCAGGAGAUCAUCGAAGGACUGAAGAACCUGGACAAGCAGAUUAACGAAGUUUUGGAGCUGGACGACAAAGUGAAAGAGCUGGCUCAAUCUCUAUUCCAACACAAGUCUCUGUUAAUUAUGGGAAGAGGAUACAACUUUGCCACUUGCAUGGAAGGUGCUCUGAAAGUGAAAGAGUUGACGUACAUGCACAGCGAAGGAAUCAUGGCGGGUGAGCUGAAACACGGGCCCCUUGCACUGGUCGACGACUCCAUGCCGGUCAUCAUGAUCGUUAUGAGGGACCCGGUUUACGUGAAAUGUAUGAACGCGCUGCAGCAGGUGACGGCUCGGGACGGUAAGCCGAUUGUUAUUUGCGAGAAGGGUGAUAAAGAAACGAAAACGUUCGCGGACAGAGUCCUAGAGAUACCCAAGACAGUCGACUGUCUGCAGGGAAUUCUCACGGUGAUUCCAAUGCAAUUAUUGUCUUUCCACAUCGCGGUGCUGCGCGGUUGCAACGUCGACUGUCCUAGGAAUUUGGCGAAAUCGGUAACCGUUGAAUAAAUCCCUAUCAUCUCGGACAAUCUAUCCGGAAAAUUCCACGUUGUUAUCGAAUACUAGGAUCAAAGAUCCAUCAUACAGACAGACUGUCUCUUUGUCUUGUCCCAAGAGACAAAGAACAAUAUAACAUCGAGUACGGUGUUUCCGCGAUAGUCUAAAAUACUGUGUAACUCGUGAUCAAAGAUUGAUCCGCUUUCUAAGUACUUAACGAUCAUAGAUUGUCGUUCGUAUUAGGAUUACGAUCUAACAGGUGCGGAUAUUCCUUAUGCUCGCGCGCGUAUGAUGCGACUUUUAGAAUCGACGCGUGUUUGGACCAGCCUUUACAUCUAAAUAGUUAGCGACGAUGGUGGACGAGAUGCAUUUUUCGUUCAAGAAAGUUUCAAGGGAAACUGUUACAGUGCAUUUACGGCUGUUGGUAUUCAUAUCAGGUCCAUGGAAACGUUGCAUUUUCAGUUCAGUUGUGAUCAUUAUUCCACUUCUUUAACGAAGCUCCCACGAAGACUGGUACGUUUGUUCUUGUAUAUUGUAAUCUGGAAGAUUUUGCAUCGUGUAUCCUACUAGAGAGACUUGUGUGCAUGCAGGUAUGCUAAAGGUUGCGAGUGGGUAUCAUAAAUUUUCAUUCAAAUCGGAAAAUUGAAUCGAACGGAGAUUAUAACGAUCAACAGUAUCGAUUAUCUAUCGAUACGUAUGGCCGCCAUUAUUCUGUGUUCGCGGGGAAGAAUGGCGGUCGCGGAGUGCAUUAGGGUAGUCGUAUUUUGUACAGUAUUUAAGAGAAACCGGUGAAAUUUGAUACGUCCCCUUUCGUGUGCCUCGUAAGGUACGUAUUGUUACAGACAGAAAUGUAAUCGUGUUUUAGUUUAAGCUCAUUAUAUAAACAGAAACUUUACCUACAGAAA
Molecule: messenger RNA, 3617 nt
Organism: Megalopta genalis
Lineage: Eukaryota; Metazoa; Arthropoda; Insecta; Hymenoptera; Halictidae
Source: RefSeq, a predicted model, not a curated record